Aedes albopictus (Asian tiger mosquito) is the source of this 2017-nucleotide messenger RNA. RefSeq names its product dynein regulatory complex subunit 3-like. Gene Ontology annotation, molecular function: protein binding. The transcript is spliced from 8 exons. NCBI's taxonomy places the organism in Eukaryota, Metazoa, Arthropoda, Insecta, Diptera, Culicidae. The coding region runs from base 201 to 1925 and encodes 574 amino acids. The record is from RefSeq and is a predicted model, not a curated record. Gene Ontology annotation, cellular component: cilium.
AUUUUUUAAAAUUGUUUAAAGUGUUUUAAUUUGAGUGCAUCUCUUCUGUCGUUAUAGUACUUUGAAGGUUUGUGGAGCAGAGACCUUUUGCAAGUGUAAAUAAACAACUCGAUACGUGCUCGAGGAUUCCAUAGCUGAGUUUAUUUUAUUGGAAUCUGCAAUAAACUAACAUUUUCAAAGAAAAAAAAAGAUACGAAAAGAUGUCGAAAAAACUAGCCGCAGAGAAUAGCGUUCACAAGGAGCAAGAACCAGGUGUAAUUAGCAAUGCAAUGCUCACGAAGGCCAUCAUCGAGCAAGGCCAUAAGGGGGAAGCCGGCCGGUUGGCGCGCAUGGAUGAGAUUCAGUUGGAUCUGAUAACCGUCAUUCGGUUAGAGUUUCAAAAUAUUCUCAAAAUUGAUCACCUCUGGGUACUGAAGAAUUUGGAAAUUCUAUCCUUGGCGUUCAACAAAAUCGAUAAAAUUGAAAAUCUUCACCGGCUCACCAGACUUAAAGAGCUGAACUUGUCCUUCAAUUUCAUUGAGAAAAUUGAGAACCUUGACCAGCUGGUGCUACUGCGAACGUUGUCGCUGUUUGGAAACCGUAUCAAAAGGCUGGAGAAUUUGGACCGGUUGGAAAAUUUAGUUAUCUUCAGUGCUGGAAAGAACAAAAUCGACACCCUUGACGGAUUGGAAAGGCUGAGGUUUCUGAAGGAAAUGCGAUCUUUGAACUUGGCGGAAAACCCAAUUGCCGAGGACAAAGACAAGCCAUUGAGACUGUACGUGGCGUGUUUGCUGCCACAUUUGAAAUAUUAUCAAUACGUGCUUAUCAAACCGGAGGAGCGAGAGGCAGGGAAAGAUAUUUACACUCGUGAACUGCAAGAUAUUCUGGAGAAUGAGAAGUUUGAGAUCAUCGAAAGGGAACGAAUCGCGAAAGAGAAAGCCGAUGAGGUGUAUCUAUCGAAAAGCUUCGUCGAACAUCUCAAUGGGCACCGAUUGUUUGAAUCGCUGUUUAUCGAAGACCCUGACGGUGAAGCACUUCUGGCAAUUGGCGAGGAUGCCGUGGAGCUAAAAAAUGAGUAUAUGACCGAAGCCUACACAUUCACGCAGCAGAUAUACAAAAUUGGCCUGGAGCAGUACGAACGUCGCCAGAAGGAAAUCCAGCUGUACAGUCGCUGCAUCGAGAUGGAACGAAAGAAAGCGCAAAAUAUUGGACAAGACAUCAUCAAUCGUUUUUUGGAGGUGUACAACCGCGUUUGCCCUAAGGUGAAGCAAAUCGUGACAGAGCUGAGUCGGAAUUCUCCCCUACAGACUGAUUCGCCUUUGUCAUCGCCGUCGGCGCAUAGCAUUCAGCCGUUUUUGGAUGAACUUGAUUUGGCCAAGGACGAGUUCAAUUCCAUCUUCGAGGACUCGUGGCACACGUUGAUGAGCAUCGAGAUGCAGCUGUUUGAGCGCACUGAAGAGGGCAAUUCCAACUUCGAGAACACCAUCAAAGAGAUGACCAAUGAGUUCAUCGAGCUCUCGCAAGCCCAGUUUGUGCUGAUGCGUGAGGCAGAGAUCAAUUUCAGCGAUGCGCUCGUUGGAAUUGUACAGCAGUUCGUGACAUUCAAGGCCGCGUCCGGCCAUGCCAAGGAUAUUCCCACAGGAUUGCAAGAGUCCCUGGACGACAAAGAUGUAAUAAACAAUCUGGCCGCUGGAAUGCGUGAUCACCAUAUGCAGGUGAUUGACGCUCGCGAAGACAAACUGAUCAGCCGGAGCCGUAACUGGGUCAGAGAACUCUGCGACGGACUGCAGCAAUCGGAGAUCAAACGGAACCGUGCCAAAGUGCUCGAGAUCACGUACUUUUUGGACCACCAUCGUCAGCUGUUCUACGCGUUGUUUGAGGACGUUAUGCCAUCCAAGGGGGAAAAGAAACGACUGUUUUCGAAGGUUCGCUUUGAGGAUGAAUGAACGAUGUUAGAUGUACCCAAUAUGGAAACAUACUGAUAUGCUUCUAGUUUUUAAGUGAUUUUGAUACACGAAUCUAUUUACAUACGAUUUAA